Messenger RNA from Heterocephalus glaber (naked mole-rat), 1304 nucleotides. It is a transcript of the gene Atp6v0d2, whose product is annotated as ATPase H+ transporting V0 subunit d2. Lineage: Eukaryota; Metazoa; Chordata; Mammalia; Rodentia; Bathyergidae. Gene Ontology annotation, biological process: proton transmembrane transport. The record is from RefSeq and is a predicted model, not a curated record. Gene Ontology annotation, cellular component: proton-transporting V-type ATPase, V0 domain. Gene Ontology annotation, molecular function: proton-transporting ATPase activity, rotational mechanism.
CACCAGCAUUUUUUCCAGACUGGUGCAAGUCGACAGGGGCUGACCAGGACUCCAGAGCUGUUGUUCAGCUGGAAUCUCAGCGAUCUUUCCCCAUGCUGGAGAGUGCAGAGCUGCACUUCAACGUGGACCAUGGCUAUCUGGAGGGCCUGGUGCGAGGGUUGAAGGCCAGCCUUCUGACCCAGCAGGACUAUGUCAACCUGGUCCAAUGUGAGACACUGGAAGAUCUGAAAAUUCAUCUCCAGACCACUGAUUAUGGCAACUUCUUGGCUAAUGAGACAAAUCCUCUUACUGUUUCCAAAAUUGACACAGAGAUGAGGAAAAAGCUGUGCAAAGAAUUUGACUAUUUCCGGAAUCAUUCCCUGGAGCCCCUCAGCACCUUCCUUACCUACAUGACGUGCAGUUACAUGAUAGACAAUGUGAUUUUACUGAUGAAUGGUGCAUUACAAAAAAAAUCCGUGAAAGAAAUUCUGGCAAAGUGCCACCCACUGGGCAGUUUUACAGAAAUGGAAGCAGUCAACAUCGCAGAGACCAUUUCAGAUCUCUUCAACGCAGUUCUGGUUGAAACUCCAUUAGCUCCAUUCUUUCAAGACUGUAUGUCUGAAAAUACUCUAGACGAACUGAAUGUUGAAUUACUGCGCAAUAAACUAUAUAAGUCUUACCUUGAAUCAUUCUAUAAAUUCUGUAAGAAUCAUGGUGAUGUCACAGCAGAAGUUAUGUGUCCCAUACUUGAGUUUGAGGCUGACCGCAGAGCCUUCAUUAUCACCCUUAACUCCUUUGGGACUGAAUUGAGCAAAGAAGACAGGGAGACCCUCUACCCCACCUGUGGCAGGCUCUAUCCUGAGGGCUUGCGCUUGUUGACCCAAGCUGAAGACUUUGAUCAGAUGAAGACAGUAGCGGAUCAUUAUGGAGUGUACAAACCUGUAUUCGAGACUGUAGGUGGCCAUGGAGGAAAGACACUGGAAGAUGUGUUUUAUGAGCAUGAGGUACAAAUGAAUGUCCUGGCAUUCAACAGGCAAUUCCACUAUGGAGUGUUUUAUGCGUAUGUAAAGCUGAAGGAACAAGAAAUGAGAAAUAUUGUGUGGAUAGCAGAAUGCAUUUCCCAGAGACAUCGAACAAAAAUCAACAGCUACAUCCCAAUUUUAUAAGCUGAUGGGAAAGUCCCAAAUGCAGAAAAAUCAUGAAUGUUAAAAGGAAGCUAUUAAGGAAAAUUAAAGAAAUUAUACUACAUUAUCUAGAUAACAUAAAAGUAAGCCAGGUUGGACCUUUGUAAAAUCCAUUAAACUAACCCUGAAACCACCCUGAAA